Molecule: messenger RNA, 740 nt
Organism: Cylicocyclus nassatus
Lineage: Eukaryota; Metazoa; Nematoda; Chromadorea; Rhabditida; Strongylidae
Source: the annotation of a GenBank genome assembly
AUGGCUCCAGUCCAGAAAAUGUAUAAUGUAGUCUUCGUGUUAGGUCCUCCAGGCUCAGGCAAAGGAACUCAGUGCGUGAAGAUACACGAGAAUCUUGGUUUUAUGCAUUUAUCAGCCGGUGAUCUUUUGCGUGCCGAACGACAACGAAAAGGAUCACAGUUUGGAGAGUUGAUAGAAAAUCAUAUAAAGAACGGAACGAUUGUACCAGUCGAAAUCACCUGCAAGCUAUUAGAAAAUGCAAUGGAUGCAGCAGGUGACGCAAAAGGUUUUCUCAUCGAUGGAUUUCCCCGUAAUCAAAACAAUCUUGAAGGAUGGAAUCAACAGAUGAGCGGAAAAGCGGAUGUGAAGUUCGUACUGUUUCUCUCCUGUCCUGUGGAUAUAUGCAUCAAUCGGUGUUUGCACAGAGGUCAAGGACGUAGUGAUGACAAUGAGGAAUCAUUACGGAAGCGAAUCGAAACAUAUAACAAAGAAACACUCCCAAUAAUUCAACAUUACGAGAAGCUAGGUCUGGUAAAGGAAGUGCCCAGUGAUAAGAAUCCUGAUGAGGUUUACGCAGGAGUUGUAGAAGCAUUCAAAAGCGCUGGAUUCUAGCUAAACCUCGAAAGUCUCUAAAAUAACCGUUCUUGCAUAGGAGGAACAAAAGAUAGUCACAAUGUUUUUAUUAAUUCUAUGUAUCCGAAGAUAUGAACCGUGAAUAUCUCCGUCUAUAACAGCAAUAACCAAUAAAACAAUAAACUGAC